Molecule: messenger RNA, 1521 nt
Organism: Dromiciops gliroides (monito del monte)
Lineage: Eukaryota; Metazoa; Chordata; Mammalia; Microbiotheria; Microbiotheriidae
Gene: TSPAN15
Product: tetraspanin 15
Exons: 8
Coding region: 77-979 (300 amino acids)
Cellular component (GO): membrane
Source: RefSeq, a predicted model, not a curated record
CAGCCGCAGGUGGGGCCGGGCCGGUCCGGGCCGGGCGGCGGAGUUGGGGUCCAUCAGCGGCGGCUGCGGGGCGACCAUGGCCCGCGGGGACUCAGAGCAGGUGCGCUACUGCGCGCGCUUCUCCUACCUGUACCUCAAGUUCUCGCUCAUCGUCUAUUCUUCCUUCUUCUGGUUUAUAGGGGCCUUAAUCCUCUCCGUGGGGAUCUACGCGGAAGUUGAGCGCCAGAAAUACAAAACGCUUGAAAGUGCCUUCCUCGCACCCGCUAUCAUCCUCAUCCUCCUGGGGGUUAUCAUGUUCAUCGUCUCCUUUGUGGGGGUCUUGGCUUCUCUCCGGGAUAACUUCUGUCUCCUGCAAGCGUUCAUGUACACCCUGGGGGUCUGCCUUAUCAUCGAGCUCAUCGGGGGCGUGGUGGCCCUAACCUUCCGGAACCAGACGAUCGAUUUUCUGAACGACAACAUCCGAAGAGGGAUUCAGAAUUACUACGAUGAUCUGGACUUCAAGAACAUCAUGGACUAUGUCCAGGAGCAGUUUAAGUGCUGUGGCGGCGAAGACUACAAAGACUGGGCCACAAACCAGUACCAUGACUGCAACGCGCCCGGACCCUUAGCUUGUGGGGUGCCGUAUUCCUGCUGCUUCAGGAACAAGUCUGAUGUCAUCAACACCAUGUGUGGCUACAAAACCAUCGACCAGGAGCGCCUGAGCAUCCUGGACGUCAUCUACAUCCGAGGCUGCACCAACGCCGUGAUCAUCUGGUUCAUGGACAACUACACCAUCAUGGCUGCUGUCCUGCUGGGCAUCUUGCUGCCCCAGUUCCUGGGCGUGCUGCUCACGAUUCUUUACAUCACAAGAGUGGAAGACAUCAUCUCUGAACACUCGGCCACCGAUGGCCUCCUCGGGGGCCUGGAGAAGUCAGGCCUGGAGUUUUCGGGAGCCGGCUGCUGCAUGUGUUACCCUGGGGAGCAUCCUCAGGGCCUGUGACAGACUCUUCCCUUCCACAGAGGAUCCCGGAGGUCCUUGGCCUCUGCCCCUGCUGCUACUUCCCUUGGACCAUCUGGAUCCUACCCAGACUGGGAGUGUGGGAGUGCCGGAGUCUAGGGGCAGCCCACAGGCCCAUCCUCCUUUUCCCAGGCUUCUGUGGGCCUUGAAGGACAUUGAGAAGCCCUUUUCCUAACUCAGCCCUCCCCCUCCCCAGGAAGGAGGAGACCGAGUUGGAGGCUGUAUGUCCAGAGCCUCUGGGGACCGAACCCCUUUAGGGACAGCUGCUAAGCCCUAGGGACAUAUGGGUGGGGGCAGUGUCUCAGAGCCCUGGGCCUCCCAUCCCCCAGCUGUGGCCCUGGGGUGGGGCCGGCUAGCACUUCCCGCUUUUCUCUCUCUCACCCUACAGUCCAUCUGGGUAUUGAUUCAACUGCUGUUCUGCACCCACUCGAUGAGGCCUCAUGCCCUUUCUUCAUCUCAGCUGGGAAGCUCAGGGGCCAAAAAAAAAAAAAAAAAAAGGAAGAAGGAAGGAAGGGAGGGAGGGA